AUGCAGUGUAGCAUUCAUGUGCCUGAAGAGGCGCCGUCAGCGGCUGACCAUGGUGGCUAUUGUGAUGAUAUCACCAAGACCUUAGCUAGUGUUGCUUUUGGAUGCAAGCGAGAGGGUCUAAUCAAGGUUGAUACGGGCGAUUUGGAUCCCAUCGUU
Molecule: messenger RNA, 156 nt
Organism: Bipolaris oryzae ATCC 44560
Lineage: Eukaryota; Fungi; Ascomycota; Dothideomycetes; Pleosporales; Pleosporaceae
Exons: 1
Source: RefSeq, a predicted model, not a curated record